GACAGUUUUACAGUAUAUUAUGUACCAAAAAUAUAUUAUUUAUUUUGUAAUAUACAAAAUAUAAAUUUUCUUCCUAAAUCUUAGUUCCGACUACCUUACUAAUUCCGAUUUUCGAUGAAAGUUCAGAGUUAUAAUUAUUAAUUACAUGAUAAUAUUAAGAAUUGCGAUUGCAGCUUGAUGCACUUUUUAAAAUCAAUAUCAAAUAGAAAUCAAUAAAGGUGCCCAAUUAUUGAAAAUGUACAUCAAUUUGUGGAAGACACAAAUUGAGUAUUACAAUAAACGUUAUAAAGUGAUAUGAAAUGAAUUAUAACUCUUCGACAAUGGAGGAUCUUCCCGAUGAAUUGAUCUUGAUGAUAUUUAGUUAUAUUAACGCCCUUGAAUUGAGCUUGGUGAUGUCCAAAGUAUGCAAAAAAUGGAAUAGUCUCAUUCAUUCCCGUAUUAUCAGAAUCAAAUGUGCAGAGCAUUAUAAGAAACUACACAAGGGCUUGCAAGUGAUCUUUGUAACAAAUACUGAUCUUUCCAUUCAAAAAUCCGAGACCCUGAUAUCUUACGUUAUUCGUUUAUCGCCGCGCUUACGUGAGCUCACUAUAAACAGUGACUUUCCACUUGAUAAAAAUAAUUUUAAGUCCCUUUCAUUGUUGGUGCAUUUGCGUCACUUGGAUGUUUUUGCCAAGAAGCAGGUUCUCAACAGGGACACACAUAUUAACCCUGGCAUAAAUUCAUUGGUUGUUAAUGAGACAAUAAGUUAUGCCUUUCUGGCAUCCUUAAGACAAAACAAAAUAUCAUCAUUUCACAUGUAUGGUAGAGCGGAUUACUUUAUUCCUAGGGAAAUGGAUUGUUUCCUCACCAUACAUGCUGCUCAGUUGCGGGAUCUUACACUAAGAUGUUCAGAAAUGACAGAUGCAAGGUUCAGAGUGUUGGCACACUGUGUGAACCUCAUGUCUCUUCAGCUCUACACUUGUCCAAUGCUGACUAAGCAUGGGAUCACACCCAUUGUGAGUCUGCCGGCACUGCAACGGCUGCAUAUUACAGGCACUGUUUUGCUCCGGAGCCGAGGCCUGCUGGAGCUCAUCGGGCGGCUGCCGCCGCUCGUGAAUGACCUGAACCUGAGCGGCUCGCAGUUCGACAGCUCGCACUGCAGCGCGCUGGCCAGCAGACUGCCGCGCCUGCGCGCGCUGGAGCUGUGGCGCUGCCGCGUGGAGCGCGCGGCGCUGCUGAAACUGGCGCGCCGCCUGCCGGCGCUCACCCGCCUCGACACCGACGUCGAGCUCAAGGUCCCGCAGAUCAAGGAGCUGGAGCGACACCCAGCGCUCACUAAGCUCCGCUGCAGAUGGAAAGGAGUAGUUACAACAAGCCUAUCUUUAACCUCCUCCUUGCAAGUGUACUCUGGCAGUUUUCUCCGCAACUCAUCGGAGGGUCCUUCAGCAGAACUGUUCUACUUCUGGACGCGAGAUAGCCCCCUCACUGAGCAUUCCCAAACAUCGCUCCCCACCCUGCUGCUGGAUAAUCCCUGUCUAGGGUUUAAGAAUAUACCCUGUGAACAGAAUGAUUACAUGACACCUGUGGAUUCUGACUAAAUUUUGAGACAAAUAAUCAGGGAUUAAGAAAUUAUCCAGUGAAAUAAGACUGAACUACUACUGUAGACAUGUUUCUCCUUUAAAAAUAUUGUUAUUUGUGAAUGAUUUGUUUGUAAUGCAAUGAUUGACAGCAAAUGGAAAUGGCCUAAAGUCCUAAUUUAACAAAUUUAUGAUUGUUGGAAUAGUGAUAGUGAAUAUUGUAUAUAAAUGUCAAUACUCAAUAUAAUGACUCAUGUGUUUAUAUAUGGAUGAGACCUGGAUGUCCUGGAUUGAAUUCCUGGGUUGUGCUAAUACACUGUUAUUAGGGUUUUUUUUUUACCAAGAACUACUCAGCAAUAGCUUGGAGUAGAAAGUGGCGCUGAUAUGCCUCCGAGAGCAUAUGUGGUAUAUGGAGUGUUUAUGUGAAUAUCUAAAGUCAUAAUGUCCUGUACACUUACAAACACUGGAUGCAAUUAAUAUAUUUUGAUAUAAUGUAAUGACAACCGUUAGGCCUGUCUGGCUUGGCACCAUCCACUCAUUCAUAUUUACCGCCAAAGAGCAGUACAGUAUUAUUCCAACGCGAAGGGGCGCCCUUCAACGUAAAAUUAUCUGCGUGCAUUAGGUAAGCGACGCUCGUGCUUACAGGAUGUCCUAGUGUGCGUGAGACGACUAAGAGUGAGGACAGCAUAAAAAAUAAAAAUGAG
Molecule: messenger RNA, 2260 nt
Organism: Vanessa atalanta (red admiral)
Lineage: Eukaryota; Metazoa; Arthropoda; Insecta; Lepidoptera; Nymphalidae
Exons: 5
Coding region: 300-1577 (425 amino acids)
Biological process (GO): SCF-dependent proteasomal ubiquitin-dependent protein catabolic process
Cellular component (GO): SCF ubiquitin ligase complex
Molecular function (GO): protein binding
Source: RefSeq, a predicted model, not a curated record